AUGGCUCCUUCAACCAAGGCCGCUGCCAAACCCCAAGAUGCCAAAGCCAAAUCGGCCAAGAAAGCUGCCCUCAAGGGAGUUUCCGGUGGAUCCGUCCGAAAAGUUAGAACCUCAGUUUCUUUCCACCGACCAAAGACUUUGAGAUUACCUCGUGCUCCUCGAUACCCAAGAAAAUCCGUUCCUCAUUUACCUCGAAUGGAUCAAUUCCGAACCAUCCAACAUCCCCUUAACACCGAAUCUGCCAUGAAGAAGAUUGAGGAACACAACACUCUCGUUUUCAUCGUUGACCUCAAGGCUAACAAGCGAAACAUCAAGGAUGCCGUCAAGAAGCUUUAUGAUGUUGAUGCUGCCAAGGUUAACACCCUUAUCAGACCCGACGGUAAGAAGAAGGCCUACGUUAGAUUGACUGCCGACUUCGAUGCUCUCGAAGUUGCCAACAAGAUCGGCUUCAUCUAA
Kwoniella botswanensis is the source of this 456-nucleotide messenger RNA. RefSeq names its product 60S ribosomal protein L25. Lineage: Eukaryota; Fungi; Basidiomycota; Tremellomycetes; Tremellales; Cryptococcaceae. The record is from RefSeq and is a predicted model, not a curated record. Gene Ontology annotation, cellular component: cytosolic large ribosomal subunit; ribosome. Bases 1 to 456 code for a protein of 151 amino acids. The transcript has 4 exons. Gene Ontology annotation, biological process: ribosomal large subunit assembly; translation. Gene Ontology annotation, molecular function: structural constituent of ribosome; rRNA binding.